CAAGGAGACGCCUGUGUUGAGAAAAAAUAAGCCUUGAGAAAUGAGUAAACAAGAACGAGGUUAGACCUUCAGCAGGAAAUAGCAAAGCACGUGCACAAGCUGCAGGGGCGAGCCUGGGAGAUUAGUGACCCAGGGUCAAUAGCAGAGUUAGUUAACAACCUAGUUAGUCAUCACUAUUGCAUCAUGUCCGGGAAAUGAACGCCAAUGAUGUGACCAUUUAAGGGAGUGUUGGCCUCGUUUCCUUAGCACUGUAGAAGCUACAGAAAAGUUUAUAUUCUAUGAAUCAUCUUGGUGCUUUGAUGCAGUAUUAGUUACAGUACAUGGGUGUAGCAGCACAAGUAAAUAGGCGACUGGCUAACACCAAUUACUAUGACCAAUAACCUGAGGGUUUUGGUUUGGUUCCUGGAUUAGCCCGAGAAUUGCCUUGAAAGCAUCCAAUAGGAGCACAGCACUACUUGUGGGUGAUGCUGUGUCCUAUUUGGACGCUCGCUAGGAUACAGAGAAAUUUUGCUUUAAAAACCCAUGUCAGGAGCUGAAAAAUCAGCUCUCCAGCCAUCAAGAAACUCUCCAUUAGUUUCCUGGCAGUUAGGACGAAAUCAUGCAACUGAGAUCCUCUAAUGUAGCUACUGCUUCAAAGGUUCCAACUCUACAGAGUUUUGCAUAUAAAACAGUGAAAGACAGGUUACCGGUAAUAUUAACCAAGGUGAUUGACUUGCUCUUCAGAGAACGAAACAAUAUUGCAAACAUAUAUGGAGAGGUAGGAAAAGAAGAAGGUAAAGAAGUAACUGGAAAAUGCUCUAUGUUACGUAAUGAAAUGCAAACCAACAAGCCUCUCAAACUUCUUGAGGGUAAGAGAUCAGAUGUAAUAAUAUGGAAUGACUACCUUAGGAAACAAACUGAAGAAAUGAAGAAAGAGCCUCGAUGGUUUGAAGCAGCUUGGCUGUAUGUAGAAUGUUACAUGUACCGGAGAAUACAAGAUGCUUUUGACUUGACAUCCAAGCUUCAAGAUUUUGAUCCAUUUAAAAACUCUAAGGAAAUGGCAUUUCAGUCCUCUUUGGAUGCAGCCCUGUACUUUGGAAAACACAUUUUAACUACCAUAGAACAGCUUCAGCAGAAGCUUCAUAAAGAUUCUCCUGAAGUUUUUGAGCAUUUCCAGUUAUUUCUUCAGGUCUCAUUGUGGGGUAAUAAAUGUGACCUGUCCAUCAGUGCAGGUCAAAAUGUUGCACAAAAAGAAUCUCCAGUUGAACAGAUUCACAAAUUGCAAGACCAGAUUCUAGUCAAUGAUACCAGAAAACUUUUGGAAAUCUUGCAUCAGGCUAACCAUGACAAUCCAAACAAGGUAACUCUUUCUCUGGUUCUUGAUAAUGCUGGUUUUGAACUUUUUACUGACCUGUGCCUUGUAGAGAUCCUUCAGCAACUUGAAUUGGUGACCUUUGUCAACUUCUAUGUUAAAGAUAUGCCAUGGUAUGUCUCUGAUGCUACUGAACAAGAUUUUUUGUGGAUUUUAGAAGUACUUGGCAAAUCUGAGCACCAAAGUUUUCAAGAACUUUCAAAAAUUUGGAUAGAAAAACUCCAGCAGAAAUUAUGGACUAUAGAAAAAGAGAAGUACUGGACUUUACCAUUUGAUUAUAGUGUAAUGGAAGAAAUGGAUCCUGCACUUUAUGCUAAAUUAAGUGCAAGCCAAGUUAUCAUCUUCAAGGGAGAUCUGAACUACAGAAAAUUGACAGGUGAUAGGCAGUGGGAUUUUGAAACUCCGUUUCAAACCUCAUUACAAGGUUUCUUGCCAGCACCGAUAUGUGCACUAAGAACUUUAAAAGCAGAUACAGUUACUGGACUUUCACCAGGACAAGGUGAAAGUAUUGCUAAAUCUUUUCCUGAUUGGAUGAUUUCUGGUGAUUUUGGUCUUAUACAAAUAGCUACACCUUAAUUAUGUUAUUUUGAAUCCAAUGUUCACUUCUUCCAUUUCAGCAGCUUUACAUUUAGACCUAUAGAUUUUUUAAAAUCCACUAAGGGCACAUCACCCACCUCUUUGGUUUUUUAAAAAAUAGUCAAUUUUAACCCGUUUCAGCUCUUAUAAAAUGAGAUGGGUAAGUCAAACCUCUCUUUUUGUGAUUUUCCAGUUCUUGUGGUAAUAAUAACAGCAUCUGUUAUAUGAUAGGCCAUGAGCAGUAGGACUUGUAGACUGUAGUUGAAUAUUAUUUAUUGGGUUUAAUAAUAGUUUUUAAUAGGCCUUUCAGUUAUGCUACAGAAUUUGCAAGAUAUAGAAAAUUAAUGCUUUUCAAGUGUUCCAAGUUCAAAUAAAAUUAAAACUCCAUUUCUUCUUGAGGUUGAACUCGUUCUGUUUUCUUUUAGACAAAGAUAACUCAGCAUACAGUGCUAUAGAAGUGAUUCUCUUAAGUUGUAAUCACAAAACAAUCUCUAAAGCAUGAUUGAUAGCAGUAUCAAAUAGUUGCUUACUUGAAAUUUAUACAUUACAGAUUAUUCAGGUAUUCCUUAUUAAAUUGAGGUCCAUGCUGUUCUAAAAUAAGGAAAACAACUGCAGAUACAUGUCCUGAUUAUCUUACACCUAAUGUCCUGAUUAUCUUACACCUAAUGUCCUGAUUAUCUUACACCUAAUGUCCUGAUUAUCUUACACCUAAUGUCCUGAUUAUCUUACACCUAAUGUCCUGAUUAUCUUACACCUAAUGUCCUGAUUAUCUUACACCUAAUGUCUUGAUUAUCUUAUGCCUAAUGUCCUGAUUAUCUUAUGCCUAAUGUCCUGAUUAUCUUACGCCUAAUGUCCUGAUUAUCUUAUGCCUAAUGUCCUGAUUAUCUUAUGCCUAAUGUCCUGAUUAUCUUAUGCCUAAUGUCCUGAUUAUCUUAUGCCUAAUGUCCUGAUUAUCUUAUGCCUAAUGUCCUGAUUAUCUUAUGCCUAAUGUCCUGAUUAUCUUACGCCUAAUGUCCUGAUUAUCUUACACCUAAUGUCCUGAUUAUCUUACACCUAAUGUCCUGAUUAUCUUACACCUAAUGUCCUGAUUAUCUUACACCUAAUGCCUGAACAAGAGAACAAAUUAAACGAGGUAGAUUCAUAACUUUGUUGAAGUACUCUAGAUCAGGUAUUUGAUUCUCAAGUUAUUUAAAUGUAUUACUAUUUGAUGAAGCUGUCAAGAAUUACAUUUAUGUGUAUGUGAUUUGUAGUUUAUAUUACUUACGACUUUGGGUUUUUUAAUUGCAGUAGUUUCUUUUAAUCUGUUGUCUUGUUUGCUGUUGGAGCUAUACAUGAUGGUAUAAAGUUGUUUUUAUCGGUUGUUUCCUGAUAUUCUUGAUCUACAAAACUUUGUAAAACUGCCAUUGAAAAACUUUACCAUCAUAUUUAGUUCCAACAGCAAAUAAGAUGUUAGAAUAAAAGAAAUUCUGGAGAUUAAAAACUCAAACAUACACUACAAUUUAUAAUUCAAUGACAAAAGUGAGUAAAUUGUAAAGAUGAUGAGACUAUAAAAGACAUAAUGUAAAAUAUAUAGAAAUUGUUGAAAAUUACAUUUCUAACAAUGUGUGUUAUGUUAUUGAUAAAAAUAAUGUACACAAUGUUUAUUAGAGACAGAGUAUUCCAGUAAAACGGAACACAUCAUUAGAUGGACAUAUGUAACUCCUUAAUCUGACUAUAAAGACUUUAAAAACCAUUA
This is a messenger RNA of Limulus polyphemus (Atlantic horseshoe crab), 3662 nucleotides long. RefSeq names its product protein-glutamate O-methyltransferase-like. Gene Ontology annotation, biological process: DNA damage response. Bases 599 to 1927 code for a protein of 442 amino acids. The record is from RefSeq and is a predicted model, not a curated record. Lineage: Eukaryota; Metazoa; Arthropoda; Merostomata; Xiphosura; Limulidae. Gene Ontology annotation, molecular function: phosphatase activity. The transcript is spliced from 5 exons. Gene Ontology annotation, cellular component: cytoplasm; nucleus.